Capsaspora owczarzaki ATCC 30864 is the source of this 1104-nucleotide messenger RNA. RefSeq names its product esterase D/formylglutathione hydrolase. Bases 29 to 997 code for a protein of 322 amino acids. The transcript is spliced from 8 exons. NCBI's taxonomy places the organism in Eukaryota, Filasterea, Ministeriida, Capsasporidae. Gene Ontology annotation, molecular function: S-formylglutathione hydrolase activity. Gene Ontology annotation, cellular component: cytosol. The record is from RefSeq and is a predicted model, not a curated record. Gene Ontology annotation, biological process: formaldehyde catabolic process.
CUUGUUGGUUACUUUCUACUCGCAAUCAAUGUCGUCCUCCGACGCCGCCGCCUCGUCUUCUGACGCCAAUGCAACUGCAAUGCAGAUCGACGCUGCCACUGAAGCCGCGCCGCCGACGCCGACCAUCACCGAGGUCUCCUCGGCCAAGUGCUUUGGUGGCGUGGUCAAGCAGUUCAAGCAUCGCAGCGCAGUGCUCGACUGCGACAUGACCUUCGUCGUCUUCCUCCCUGCAGCUGCACGCGUCAUUGACGUCGCAAACAAGGAACGCAACCCGCAGGACGUCCCUGCGCUCUACUGGCUCUCUGGAUUGACUUGCAAUGAUCAGAACUUUAUUACCAAGGCAGGAGCUCAGCGCGCGGCUGCCAAGCACGACAUCAUCCUCGUCUGCCCGGACACUUCCCCUCGUGGAUGCAACAUUCCCGGUGAAACCGAUUCGUGGGACUUUGGUGCAGGCGCCGGAUUUUAUGUGGACGCGACCGAGGACAAGUGGAGCAAACACUACAACAUGUACACUUACAUCACUGCCGAGCUGCAGGCCAUCGUGGAAGAGAACUUUAACGUCAACCCAGAGAGGCAAUCCAUUUUCGGCCACAGCAUGGGAGGUCAUGGCGCUCUGAUUUGCGCCCUGAAAAACCCUGGCAUGUACAAGUCUGUCUCCGCAUUCGCACCAAUUUGCCACCCGACUCAAUGCCCGUGGGGCACCAAGGCCUUCUCGGGUUAUUUGGGUGCCGACAAGGAAACCUGGAAGGAGUGGGAUGCUACGCUUUUGACCGAAUCGUACAACGGACCCCGAAUGGAGGUUCUGAUUGACCAGGGCACCGAUGACAAGUGGUACAAUGAGAAGCAGCUUCAACCGGAGCCGUUUGUGGCAGCUUGUGCGCAAAACGGCAUUGCUGUCUUGCUGAGAAAGCAGGCUGGCUACGACCACGGGUACUACUUUAUUGCCACGUUCAUUGACAGCCACAUUGAGCACCACGCUCGCUUCCUCAAGAAUUAAUUGGAAGGAACAUGCUCCACUUUGAUGGGACGCCGUGCCUUUGUGUCUCUCCGCUCUUCUCGUUUCGAUAAACUGCGCGUGGGUGGAUGGAAAAAAUACAAAACCAC